AUGUAUAGUGGAAUACCUCGACUAGUAGCUGAUCUCUGUGAAAAUGAUGAUCUUGCAACAAUGAUCAUUGUUGAUAGCAUGUUUGGAUUUACAACGCAUAAAAUGAAUGUUCGUUUUCGAUCGAAUCGUCGUUUAUCACCUCAAUGGAAAUCAGCUGUAGAACAGUUUCAACAACAUAUUGACUAUGAAAGAGGCUUUAAUGAAUUGACAUCAAUUGGAAAUUGGUAUGAUAAUUUACGUGCACGUAAAAGUACAGUUCAAUUAAUUUCAUUCAAAGAACAUAUGUUUCGUUUUCUACAUUUGUUCAAUAAAAAUUCCGGUGUUACACUUGAGCCAUGCCAUCGCUAUUCCACAGAAAAUUUUGGAGGAAAAGUGGUUGCAACAAAAGAAUGGGACAUCAAUGACAAAAUUGAAAUGUUGAUUGGAUGCAUCGCUGAAUUAAGUCCUGAAGAAGAACAUGCUUUUCUGAAACCAGGUAUCAAUGAUUUUUCAGUUAUGUAUUCAUGCCGUAAAAAAUGUUCUCAAUUAUGGCUUGGACCUGCCGCUUAUAUCAAUCAUGAUUGUCGUGCUAAUUGCAAAUUUGUAGCAACCGGUCUAAGUUCGGCUUAUAUUCAUGUACUUCGUCCGAUUGAUAUUGGUGAUGAAAUAACUUGUUGUUAUGGAUCGGAUUUUUUCGGUGAUAAUAAUUCACAUUGUGAAUGCCGCAGCUGUGAAAUACUUGGCAAAGGUGCAUUUUUAGAAAAAAAACCAUCUAUACCAAAAGCUGCAACAAAUACAGAUCCUGUUUCAGUACAAACAAUUUCAUCUUCUAAGGUUCCGGAAGAACAAGGAACAUCAUCAUCUCAUAUGAACACAAUUAUUCACACACGUUUACGCCAGACUGAUAAACGACUCCUUCGUAAAAUUCAAUCAGUCGAUAGCAUGAUUCCAAAACAAGAAAAAAAAAAAAGCGAUGAAGAAAUGAAUACAACAGUUUCUAAGCAGCCAACAGUAGUCUAUCGUAAUAAAAAUGGUCAAUUUGCUCCUUCACCAAGUGGAUCAAAACCAAUCAGGAUGCGUUCUCCAAAGAAAAAAGAAAAAACUUCAAAUAGUUCUACAUUACAUUCACAUUUAGCUACCUAUUCUUUGUCAACAUCAAACAAACAAACACUGCAUCGGCAAUCAACUAACUCAGAUUCGUCGAUGUCAAAAUCAUCAGUGACAGUUCAACGUGAUAAACCAUCCAAGACAAUUCCAUCUGUUAGUUUUGAUAAGUCUAAUUCAAAUUCUCUUUCAUCAAUAGUAACAACGAAAGAAGCUAACGUGGUAAAUUCGAAUUCAUCAACGAUAAAUACUCGACCAUCUCGUCUCCUAUCACCUAGAUUAUCAAUAUCUUCAUCAUCUUCAUUAUCAUCACCACCAUCGCCACUGUAUCCUAGCACUCAUCGACGUACUUCAUCUCAACAUUCAUCAUCGUCAUCAGCAGCAUCAUUAUCAGCAACACCUCAUUCAAAUAAUCCAAACUUUCUCCUUUGGCGUCCAACAAUUCGUUUAAGUCGCCAUUCAAGUUCUUCAACGAUCAGUUCUUUAUCGUCAGCGGCAGAGAAUGAACAAAAUAAUACCAAUGCAAUAGCUUCACGACAAGUUGUUUCCAAAGUAAAGAUUCGUAUGAGACAUGAUCCAUUUUUAUUGGAUGAUGUCGAAAAUAUAAAAUCAUCCAAGCCAUCGAUGCUUACAGUUAAACUUGAUAACAAAAAACGACCACUAAUGGAUACAUCGAUUCACGAAAGAUCAUCGUUACGUACAAGAAAACGUCGGAAACCGGAACAAAAUCAAGAGUAG
This is a messenger RNA of Rotaria socialis, 1821 nucleotides long. The record is from the annotation of a GenBank genome assembly. Lineage: Eukaryota; Metazoa; Rotifera; Eurotatoria; Philodinida; Philodinidae.